Messenger RNA from Echinostoma caproni, 501 nucleotides. NCBI's taxonomy places the organism in Eukaryota, Metazoa, Platyhelminthes, Trematoda, Plagiorchiida, Echinostomatidae. The record is from the annotation of a GenBank genome assembly.
AUGUUGCAUGCAAGUGUGGUGUCACCGAACUCCAUUAUGGUAUCAUGGAAACCGCCACUGGAAUCCAAUGGUCGUAUAACGGGCUACAAGGUAUUUUUCACAACCAGACCAGAGGAUACUCUCAGUUCGUGGCUGGUGUCGCGCACAACUCAAGAACGUCAGCAUCUGACCGAUCUCGUUCCAAAUGCAACCUAUUAUCUCAAAGCAAAUGCGUAUAACGCUGCUGGUGAUGGUCCGGUCAGUGAUACUUUUCCCGUAAUAGUCACUCCUGGAGGUAAGUGUUUUAGUCCAUUUGACAUUUUUGCCUCGCAGACUAGAUAUCCUUUCAUUAGAACCAUUUCUUUUUGUCACGUUUACAUAGUCUGCACAUGUAAAAUCUCUUGCCUUUUCCCAUUGAAUAUCCACCUGCCUUCUUGUGUCUUUUAUUUUGGUGGCUCUGAAGAUGGUAAGUUCUUGUUUAGCUCCAUAUUUAAUCGGCCAGAAUGCAUGUCACACAUAUAA